Molecule: messenger RNA, 627 nt
Organism: Cyphellophora europaea CBS 101466
Lineage: Eukaryota; Fungi; Ascomycota; Eurotiomycetes; Chaetothyriales; Cyphellophoraceae
Product: guanylate kinase
Exons: 1
Coding region: 1-627 (208 amino acids)
Biological process (GO): purine nucleotide metabolic process
Cellular component (GO): cytosol
Molecular function (GO): GMP kinase activity
Source: RefSeq, a predicted model, not a curated record
AUGGCUCCGGUCGGCGAGAACCGCCCCAUCGUCUUCUCCGGACCCUCAGGUACCGGCAAGUCCACCCUCAUCAAGCGCCUGUUCGGCGACCACCCAGACCUCUUUGGAUUCUCAGUCUCGCACACGACACGCCAGCCCCGUGCUGGAGAAGAGGACGGCACGCACUACCAUUUCACUACCACCGAAAACUUCGAGAAGCUGAUCGCAGAGGACGCCUUCGAAGAGCACGCCAAGUUUGGGGGAAACUACUAUGGCUCCUCGAAGCAAGCUGUAACUGACGUCGCAAAUGGCAAAGGCAAGAGUAUCGACGGCUCCCCAGCUGAGGGACCGAGAAUAUGUAUUUUCGACAUUGAGAUGGAGGGCGUGAAGCAGUUGAAGAAGAGCAACCUGAAUCCAAGAAUAUGCUUCAUUCAACCGCCAGACUUGGAGACUUUGGAAAAGAGGCUGCGAGGCAGAGGCGACACGAGCGAGGACUCGGUUCUCAAGCGUCUGAAGCAAGCGGAGAACGAGAUUGCGUAUUGCAAGACAGAAGGUAAAAACGACAAGGUCAUCAUCAACGAUGAUCUGGACAGAACUUACAAGGAACUCGAUGAAUGGGUGAUGAAGGAGAUUUCGACCAUUUCAUGA